AUGCAGAACAGAACUGCUCUGUGGAAGCACCUCCACCUUAGAAACGCCAUCACUCCCAACACCGUCACACCCAACACCAUCACCCCCAACACCGUCACACCCAACACCAUCACACCCAACACCAUCACCCCCAACACCGUCACACCCAACACCGUCACACCCAACACCAUCACCCCCAACACCGUCACACCCAACACCAUCACACCCAACACCAUCACCCCCAACACCGUCACACCCAACACCACUCCCCCAACCCCAUCACCCCCAACACCACUCCCCCAACACCAUCACACCCAACACCAUCACCCCCAACACCGUCACACCCAACACCACUCCCCCAACCCCAUCACCCCCAACACCACUCCCCCAACACCAUCACCGCCAACACCACUCCCCCAACCCCAUCACCCCCAACACCAUCACCCCCAACACCAUCACUCCCAACACGUCACACCCAAUACCAUCACACCCAACACCAUCACCCCCAACACCAUCACUCUCAACACCGUCACACCCAACACUCCCCCUGCAGCCCCCUACAGCCCCCCGCUGCCCCCCACAGCCCCCUGCUGCCCCCUACAGCCCCCCGCUGCCCCCUGCAGCCCCCUACAGCCCCCCGCUGCCCCCCGCUGCCCCCCGCUGCCCCCCGCAGCCCCCCGCAGCCCCCCGCUGCCCCCUGCAGCCCCCUACAGCCCCCCGCUGCCCCCUGCUGCCCCCUACAGCCCCCUGCAGCCCCCUACAGCCCCCCGCUGCCCCCUGCUGCCCCCUACAGCCCCCUGCAGCCCCCUACACUCCCUGCUGCCCCCCGCAGCCAGCUGGUGCUGA
Molecule: messenger RNA, 825 nt
Organism: Megalops cyprinoides (Indo-Pacific tarpon)
Lineage: Eukaryota; Metazoa; Chordata; Actinopteri; Elopiformes; Megalopidae
Product: vegetative cell wall protein gp1-like
Exons: 3
Coding region: 1-825 (274 amino acids)
Source: RefSeq, a predicted model, not a curated record